AUUGGGCAGGUAGUCCACAGAGGUGAAUGAUCAAGGUGUUGAAGGAGCUCCAUAGAGCAGGUGCUGAACCUUUUCAGGAGGGCCUAAGGCAAUGGCAGGAGGAGCAGGAGAGGAAGGUGCGAGCCCUCUCAGAGAUGGCAUCUGAACAACUGAAGCGGUUUGAUGAACGGAAGGAACUGAAGCAGCAUAAAGAAUUCCAGGACUUGCGGGAAGUAAUGGAGAAAAGCUCGAGAGAAGCCUUGGGACACCAAGAGAAGCUAAAAGCUGAGCACCGUCACAGAGCAAAGAUUCUCAACCUGAAGCUGCGGGAGGCAGAGCAGCAGCGCGUGAAGCAAGCGGAGCAGGAGCGGCUUCGGAAGGAAGAAGGCCAGGUCCGCCUGCGGGCCCUCUAUACUCUGCAGGAGGAAAUGCUGCAGCUCAGCCAGCAGCUGGAUGCUUCUGAGCAGCACAGAGGCCUGCUUAAGGUCGACCUGGCUGCCUUUCGGACCCGAGGCAACCAGCUAUGCAGCCUCAUCUCAGGGAUCAUCCGGGCCUCUUCAGAGAGUGGCUGUCCUACAGCAGAGAGCCAAGCUGAGGCUGAGCGAGCUCUGCAGGAAAUGCGGGACCUCCUUACGAACUUGGGGCAGGAGAUCACCAGAGCCUGCGAAGACAAGAAGAGGCAGGAUGAAGAGGAGGCCCAGGUAAAGCUGCAAGAGGCACAGAUGCAGCAGGGACCAGAGGCCCACAAAGAGUCCCUGGCUUCCAGCCAGGGCCCAGGAGGGAAACAGAUUGAAGACCUCCAGGUGAAGGUACAAGACAGUACAAUGCAGUGGUACCAGCAGUUGCAGGAUGCUUCCAUGAAGUGUGUGUUGACCUUUGAGGGCCUGACCAACAGCAAGGACAGUCAGGCCAAAAAGAUAAAAAUGGACCUCCAGAAGGCUGCUACCAUCCCAGUGAGCCAAAUCUCUACCAUUGCAGGCUCAAAACUGAAGGAGAUCUUUGACAAGAUCCACAGCCUGCUCUCUGGAAAACCUGUUCAAUCUGGUGGGCGCUCUGUGUCUGUCACACUUAACCCACAGGGGCUGGACUUUGUUCAAUACAAACUGGCAGAGAAAUUUGUGAAACAAGGCGAGGAGGAAGUGGCCUCUCACCAUGAAGCAGCAUUCCCCAUUGCAGUUGUGGCGUCCGGGAUCUGGGAGCUCCACCCCAGAGUAGGGGACCUCAUUCUUGCUCAUCUACAUAAGAAGUGUCCUUACUCUGUUCCUUUCUAUCCCACUUUCAAGGAGGGAAUGGCUUUGGAAGACUAUCAGAGGAUGCUUGGCUACCAAGUAACGGAUUCCAAAGUGGAGCAGCAAGACAACUUUCUAAAACGCAUGUCAGGGAUGAUUCGUCUCUAUGCUGCCAUCAUCCAGCUCCGGUGGCCAUAUGGAAACCGACAAGAGAUUCACCCUCAUGGCUUAAAUCAUGGAUGGCGCUGGUUGGCACAGAUCUUAAACAUGGAACCCUUGUCAGAUGUGACGGCCACCCUCCUCUUUGACUUCCUGGAGGUGUGUGGGAAUGCCCUCAUGAAGCAGUACCAGGUUCAGUUCUGGAAGAUGCUAAUUCUCCUCAAAGAGGACUACUUUCCCAGAAUUGAAGCUAUCACAAGCUCAGGACAAAUGGGUUCCUUCGUACGCCUCAAGCAGUUCUUGGAGAAAUGUUUGCAACACAAGGACAUUCCUGUCCCCAAGGGCUUUCUGACUUCUUCCUUCUGGCGCUCCUGAUGUCACUCCAUCACCCACCAUCACCAUUAUGUUGCAAAGAGGCAAUAAUAAAGGAACUAAAGACA
Molecule: messenger RNA, 1807 nt
Organism: Cebus imitator (Panamanian white-faced capuchin)
Lineage: Eukaryota; Metazoa; Chordata; Mammalia; Primates; Cebidae
Gene: GLE1
Product: GLE1 RNA export mediator
Exons: 13
Coding region: 27-1742 (571 amino acids)
Biological process (GO): regulation of translational initiation; poly(A)+ mRNA export from nucleus; regulation of translational termination
Cellular component (GO): cytoplasm; nuclear pore; nuclear pore cytoplasmic filaments
Molecular function (GO): phospholipid binding; inositol hexakisphosphate binding; translation initiation factor binding
Source: RefSeq, a predicted model, not a curated record